GUGGCGAUAUUCCUGGGUCCGCGGCACCCGGGGCAGGUGGAGAGGCCAGGCUGGCCGGGGCUUCGGCCUCCGGCGUCAGGAGAUGGCGGCGGGAGGCAGGAUGGAGGACGGUUCCUUAGAUAUCACCCAGAGCAUUGAAGACGACCCACUUCUGGAUGCCCACCUUCUCCCACAUCACUCGUUACAAGCUCAUUUUCGACCUAGAUUCCAUCCUCUUCCUACGGUCAUCAUAGCAAAUCUUCUCUUGUUUAUACAUGUUGUGUUUGUUGUUUUAGCAUUUUUAACAGGUGUGCUUUGUUCUUACCCUGAUCCAAAUGAGGACAAGUGCCCAGGAAACUACACCAACCCACUGAAAGUUCAGACGGUCAUAAUCCUUGGAAAAGUUAUUUUGUGGAUUCUGCAUUUACUUCUUGAACGCUACAUUCAGUAUCACCACAGCAAAGUAAGAAACCGAGGCUAUAACCUGAUCUACCGAUCUACAAGGCACCUUAAAAGACUUUCACUAACGGUACACUCCACUGGCAACACAGUGUUGCUCCUCGUACUGUGCGUGCAGCACUCCUUUCCUGAGCCCAGCAGAUUGUACCUUGACCUCAUUCUGGCCAUCCUGGCCCUGGAACUGAUCUGUUCCCUGAUAUGUCUGCUCAUUUACACAGUGAAAAUCCAGAAAUUUAAUAAAGCCAAACCACAGCCUGAUGUACUUGAAGAAGAAAAAAUCUAUGCUUACCCCAGCAAUAUUACUUCAGAGACUGGAUUCAGGACUAUUUCAAGCCUAGAAGAAAUUGUUGAAAAGCAAGGAGACAUAAUAGUACACCUGAAGCGACACAAUGCGCUGCUGAGUAAGCGAUUGUUGACUCUCACUUCUUUGGACCUAGGAUCUCAGCCAAGUAGAAUGUGAGAGGCUCGUAAUCAUGACAGCGAUUGCAGAGGAAUCCAGAGUAAUUUAAGACCCACUGACUGCCUGACAAGCUGCCAUAGGGAAUUGUAGCUUUUGCUGAAUAACGAUUUUUGUUGGAAACCUGAAUGAGGUUCUCACCUGUGUGGGUGUUUAAUAUACAGGGCUUGUGGAUCAUUCGGAAGGUACUUUGUAGAAGCCUUGAUACCUUGAGAA
Messenger RNA from Cynocephalus volans (Philippine flying lemur), 1111 nucleotides. It is a transcript of the gene TMEM192, whose product is annotated as transmembrane protein 192. Gene Ontology annotation, cellular component: lysosomal membrane; late endosome. NCBI's taxonomy places the organism in Eukaryota, Metazoa, Chordata, Mammalia, Dermoptera, Cynocephalidae. The transcript has 6 exons. The coding region runs from base 83 to 898 and encodes 271 amino acids. The record is from RefSeq and is a predicted model, not a curated record.